This is a messenger RNA of Salvia splendens (bonfire salvia), 1068 nucleotides long. RefSeq names its product glutamic acid-rich protein. The record is from RefSeq and is a predicted model, not a curated record. Gene Ontology annotation, molecular function: protein heterodimerization activity; transcription cis-regulatory region binding. Gene Ontology annotation, cellular component: nucleus. The coding region runs from base 19 to 846 and encodes 275 amino acids. Lineage: Eukaryota; Viridiplantae; Streptophyta; Magnoliopsida; Lamiales; Lamiaceae. Gene Ontology annotation, biological process: regulation of DNA-templated transcription. The transcript has 4 exons.
ACACUUCGAUCUUCAACAAUGGCGAGAAAUGAAUUGCCUCCGGGGAGGAACACAAAUCCCAACAACAAUUCCACGAGCCCUGCCACAACCAAAGCCAAAACAAAGAAUUCACCUAAAACCAUCGCGAAGAGCAGCAACGGAAGCCGAAACAGAAUCACGGAAGCCGCCAAUGGCGAUGCUUCCAGCGAAGAUACGGAAGUAUCCGUUGUUCCGUCCUCGAGUGUGGAAUCGGAAAACGAUUCUAGAGCUUCGAUUCACCGCCGCCACAUCGAUUCACUGGCCACGGAGUCCAGUGAGGCGGAGGACGACGGAGUAGAACAGAGGAGCUCGAGCAACGAAGAAGAGGAGGAAGAGGAAAAGGAGGUAGAAGAGGAGGAAGAAGAAGGGGAAGAGGAAGAGGAGGAGGAAAACGAAGAAAAGAAGCCAAAUAGCGUUAAUAGGAAAGGCAAAAGGGACAAUGCGAAGAGUAAGGGGAAAAAGAGAAGUAGAAAGGAGGAAGACGAAUCGGAGGCGGAGGAGAAGGGCGAGAAUGCGCAGUAUGUGUUUCCGAUGAAGCGGAUCAAUCGGAUUGCUAAGGUCGAGAAUCCUGAUCGUAAGUUUUUCCAGGAGGCGGUAUUCGUCAUCAAUAGAGCUUCGGAGAAGUUUCUCCAAGUUUUCUGCAAGGAGGCAUAUGCUUGCGCAUUUCUUGAAAAGAAAAAACAGAUCGCUUACAAUCAUUUGUCUUCAGUAGUUUCCAAACGGAAGCGAUUUCAGUUUAUCUCCGAUUUUGUUCCUGAGAAGACGAAGGCGAAGGAUGCUUUAGCACUAGGGGAAGAGGCUGAGAUGACGAAGGCUAAGGAGAAAUAAUCUGGAUUGAGAGUACAAAUCUUUCACCAGUCUCUUUCUUGCCUGCAUUUUCUAAGUGGCAAAUUCUAUUGAAGAAUUUGUGGAGGAUAAGCUUUUUUUUUGAGUAAUUCAUUUUUUUCUUUUUCUAACCUAUAUGAGCUUACGGCUAUAUUAUUGUUAACUUUAUUGAAAAAAUGCAAGCUUCCUCCUGGUAGAAAUCAUAAAUCUGGGUAGUAUUUUCCA